Limulus polyphemus (Atlantic horseshoe crab) is the source of this 534-nucleotide messenger RNA. Its product is annotated as adult-specific rigid cuticular protein 15.7-like. The transcript has 3 exons. Lineage: Eukaryota; Metazoa; Arthropoda; Merostomata; Xiphosura; Limulidae. The record is from RefSeq and is a predicted model, not a curated record. Gene Ontology annotation, cellular component: chitin-based extracellular matrix. Bases 1 to 534 code for a protein of 177 amino acids. Gene Ontology annotation, molecular function: structural constituent of chitin-based larval cuticle.
AUGUUGCAAAAGGUUUUGCUUUUAUCUCUAGUUAUUAUAAGUACUGAAGCAAAGAUCUAUCGACCCUACCAAGAGGUUGCUCAGCCCCAGCCUUAUGAUUUCGGUUACGAGAUUAACGACAAGAAAAGUGGCAGUAACCAGUUUCGCAAGGAGCAGUCAGAUAGUCAUGGUGGUGUCAGGGGUUCUUAUGGCUAUACCGAUGCUAGCGGCAUCUAUCGACAGGUAGACUACAUAGCUGAUCAUAAUGGAUAUCGUGCUGUGGUGAAGACCAACGAGCCCGGUACAUCCAACCAAGAUUCGGCGGGGGUGAAAGUGCUGAAAGAACCAACACCCCCUCUCCACCAUCUUGUGCCUACUGCUGCUAAACCACAAAUCUAUCCUUCCCCAAACUAUAGGGCUUUAAACCCUAUUCAUGCUGGUCAUAAUCCUCACUACGGUUACAACUCCUUAGAAUACGGCCACCCUAACAAUUAUCACCCUCCAUUGAAUUCCCGUUUCAUAUAUCCGUAUUAUGGAUAUCAGAAUUAUUACUAA